AUGAACAGACAUUUGUGUGUCUGCUGCUGCCUACUGGGCGGCAGUGGAGCACUCCAAGUUUGUUUCUGCGAGAAGCCCGACUUUAUAACCAAGUGCGAGGAUACGGAUCUACAUCUGUUCAAUAACAAUGCGGAUGGAAAUGUUGGUGCCUGGGCUGCCAGCGUUUUGGCACCGUUGGACUGGGGACGCCACUGGCAGGUGUAUCCCAUACCAGAUGUGAUGUUGACAGUGCGCUGGGUAGCCUACUCGCAUGUCUUGCAUAUGUGCGGACAAUGCGAUGGAAUGUAUUCAAGACAUUAUAUUUACGUUACGCUGCGACCACUCACAACAACCAAGAACUAA
Molecule: messenger RNA, 342 nt
Organism: Drosophila sulfurigaster albostrigata
Lineage: Eukaryota; Metazoa; Arthropoda; Insecta; Diptera; Drosophilidae
Exons: 1
Coding region: 1-342 (113 amino acids)
Biological process (GO): GPI anchor biosynthetic process
Cellular component (GO): endoplasmic reticulum membrane
Source: RefSeq, a predicted model, not a curated record